Molecule: messenger RNA, 1097 nt
Organism: Sorghum bicolor (sorghum)
Lineage: Eukaryota; Viridiplantae; Streptophyta; Magnoliopsida; Poales; Poaceae
Product: chitinase 6
Exons: 2
Coding region: 90-902 (270 amino acids)
Biological process (GO): cell wall macromolecule catabolic process; carbohydrate metabolic process; chitin catabolic process
Molecular function (GO): chitinase activity; chitin binding
Source: RefSeq, a predicted model, not a curated record
CAGCCCACCGUGAAACUCACUCACCACCAGAGAGCCCCAGAGGCAGCAGGCAUCACAGUCGCAUCACGCACAAACGCCAACCAGCAGCCAUGGCACAGACGACGAAGCUCGCCGUCGCCGCCGCCGUCCUGGCGGCGCUCGUCCUCUCGGCGGGCGCGCAGAACUGCGGGUGCGCGUCGGACCAGUGCUGCAGCAAGUACGGGUACUGCGGGACGGGCGAGGACUACUGCGGCGCCGACACGUGCCAGUCGGGCCCCUGCGACGUGCCGGCGACCAACAACGUGUCCGUGGCCAGCAUCGUGACGCCGGCCUUCUUCGACGCGCUCCUCGCGCAGGCCGCCGCCUCCUGCGAGGCCAACGGCUUCUACACCCGCGACGCCUUCCUCGCCGCCGCCGGCUACUACCCGUCCUUCGGCCGCACCGGCACCGUCGACGACUCCAAGCGCGAGAUCGCCGCCUUCUUCGGCAACGCCAACCACGAGACCAUAAAGUUCUGCUACAUCAACGAGAUCGACGGGCCGAGCAAGAACUACUGCGACGCGAACAACACGGAGUGGCCGUGCCAGGCGGGGAAAGGGUACUACGGGCGAGGCCCGCUGCAGAUCUCGUGGAACUACAACUACGGGCCGGCGGGGCAGAGCAUCGGCUUCGACGGGCUGGGCGACCCCGACGCGGUGGCGCGCAGCGCCGUCGUCGCGUUCCGGGCGGCGCUCUGGUACUGGAUGAACAGCGUGCACGGGGUCUUCGUCUCCGGGCAGGGCUUCGGCGCCACCAUCCGGGCCAUCAACGGCGCGCUCGAGUGCGACGGCAAGAACCCGGACUCCGUCAACGACCGCGUCGCCUACUACAAGCAGUUCUGCCAGGAUUUCGGCGUCGACCCAGGAAGCAACCUCACAUGCUGAUGACUGACGUCGUGUACUAGUUGUGUGGAUGUGGUCAUGUGGAUGUGAUUCGGUUUGGUAGUGUGAAUUGUGUGUAAAUUGUGUGUUGGGGAUCGGAGCGGCGAGACAUCAACAAGCUAGUAGGUUAGGGAUGUGAUGUUGUGAUUCAGAGACUUAUAUAUACGGAAAUAAAAAUUACUGAUCUGCUUGAGCUUA